CUGCUGCUGCUGCAACACCUACAACCGACGGAGACGAGCGGGCUGACUGGCACGGUUCACGGCUCAUUUCAGUGGAAUAAGGCGGCACUGAGCUGCUUUUUACGCAUUUUUGAACAUACUUGAAGAGCUGAGCUUCUUCGCCAAUGGCAAGUCCGGUUGCAGACAUAGGACAGUCUCAUCAGCAUCACCCUGUGACCGAGUCGGCCGCAGACUCAGCGUUUCAGGAGGCACAGAAAUGGAUAGAGGCUGUGACAGGAAGAUGUUUUGGUGACAAAGAUUUCAGAGGAGGUUUGGAGAAUGGGAUACUGCUGUGCGAGUUGCUGAGCUCCAUUAAACCUGGCCUGGUGAAGAAGAUUAACAGACUUCCAACACCCAUUGCUGGCCUGGACAACCUCAGUGUGUUUCUUCGUGGCUGUGAGGAGCUGGGACUGAAAGGCUCCCAGCUGUUUGACCCUGGAGACCUGCAGGACACAUCGACACGCCCCACUACCAAGGGAAGUGACUGCAGCCGAAAACUGAAGAAUGUUUUAAUCACCAUCUACUGGUUGGGUCGAGCUGCCAACGGCUGUACCUCCUACAACGGGCCCACGCUGGACCUGAAAGAGUUUGAGGGCCUGCUGUCACAGAUGCGAAAGGAGGCGGAGGAGGCAGAGAGCCCUAAACGCAGCAUUCGUGACAGUGGCUAUAUUGACUGCUGGGACUCCGAGCGCAGCGACUCUCUCUCCCCCCCACGCCACGGCCGCGAGGACUCGUUCGACAGCCUGGACUCCUUCGGCUCACGCUCACGACAAACCCCGUCGCCAGACGUCCUGGUCGCCCGCGGCAGCAGCGAUGGCCGUGGCAGUGACUCAGAGUCCGACGGUCCCCCACACAGGAAGAUGCCAGACAUCCGUAAGGAUGACAUGUUGGCUCGGCGGACGUCCGUCAGCGAGCCACGAACUGCCAUGCCCUUUAACCAGUACCUUCCCAACAAGAGCAACCAGAGUGGAUAUGUACCCACGCCGCUGCGCAAAAAGAAAAACGAUAAAGAGGAGGCAGGACGCAAGAGUUGGAGUACUGCUACGUCACCUAUAGGGGGAGAUAGACCUUUCAGUACUCCAGCUCGCUCGUGCUCAGAGGAACUCUUCCACCAUUCGACGACUCUAGCAGGAAACGCCACGGCAGCCUCAGUGGUUGCAACAGGCCCCGUCAGCACGAUCGUGAAACAUCCACCUGCGGCAGACCGGGAGGAGGCAGGGGUGAGGCAGGGAGUCGCUGGUACCCCGUUAGUUGCAGAUGCAGAGCAGGACGAGAAGCAGCCCCGUCAAACGCUGACCUCUCCUAAACGCAUCGCCAGCCCGAGUCCCUCCCACUUCCUUCCUGUGCCCGCUGCCAUGGCAACCGCUUCAAAAGAAACAACCGAUACAGGCCGACGAAAGGGCAGGGCACUGAGUGAAAGUGACGACCCACAAGGAGGGACAUCUUGGUUGGACAGCAGUCUCCCAGCAACAUUCAGCCACACAGAUAGUGUGUCAGACGAUACACAGAGCGUCAGUAUGAUCGAUAUGCGUGGUGAAGAGGAGGCCAUCUUGCUGCCCCACAGUCAGGUGCGUCAUGAACUGAUGCACAAUCAGUACAACAGGAUGAAGGAAGAGGAGGAUCACUGGCAGGACGACCUGGCCCGAUGGAAAAGUCGAAGGAGGAGUAUUUCCCAGGAUCUGAUCAAGAAGGAGGAGGAGAGGAAGAUGAUGGAGCGGUUGAUGUCAGGAGACACCUAUACCUCCCAGAGGAGGAGAAGCAUCAAGACGUACAGAGAGAUCGUGGAGGACAAGGAGCGCCGUGAGGAGGAGCUGCGGGACGCGUACAGAAGAGCAAGAACCCCAGAGGAGGCAUCAGCUGUCCUCCAGCGUUACGCCCAGCGGUUCUCCAUCAGCGAAGCAGUCCUAGAACGCCUGCAGCUGCCGAAGCUCCUGGAUCGCAGCAUAUCCGCUGACCCCUCCUUCCCCUGCUCACCCUUCCCUCUCUCCCUCUCCACCUCCCCAACUACCCCAGAUCCCUUCGACAUUGACCCCAAUGGGCCAAUGAGGUAUCUGCGCCAGCAGUCCGCUCCAGCUCCAAAGUUCACGUCUACACUGGAAGCUCGAAUCGAGGAGUUUCCCAGAGACUUGUCCUCGCAUCAGCGGCCUCAGAUUCGCUCCCGCUCCUCUGAGCCGCCAUCCUCCCGAGCUCUGUCGCCCAAACCGGUGCCUUUGCUGACACCCAAGCCUUACUUCGAGUCCCGGGCCACAGCGUCUGAACCGUGGCCCAGCAAGGCGGACGGUUUGCUUCGAGUCAAUGGCAACGUAGGAAGUAACGACGUUCCCACCACACCUGAGAGCCAAGAAAGGGAAUCUCCUCCUCAUUUCCAGGCAUCCCCUUCCAAAACCAGCAACAGCACUGUAGAUGCUGCCCCCUCUGCAGCAUCACCCACACACAGUCCACACACCUCCCCCGGAGGAGGAAGCCCAGUGUCAACAAAGGCCAAGUGUGUAAAAGGUGGCACUGACGCAGUUUCUGAGGACGUCCAAGAGGAGAAAGUCGCAGAGCAUUCAACGCCACCAAGUCGGCCCACCUCACUACCAACGGAACUGCAGAAGCCAGAAGAAAGCUUUGGGAAGACUGGAAUCCAGAGAGCAGCUGUUCCAGAGGAGAGAAAGUCAAAUGCUGCAGUUCAGCCAACACCACCUACAGAGGCCAAACAAGAAACGGCUGAACCAUCUGAUCGAAACACAUCCAGUCUUGUCCAGUCAGAGGUCAGCACAGUGCAGAGUCAGCCAGUAACUUUACAGGCAAGUGCUCCCAGUUCCCAGGAGUCGCCACAGAGGAAGGAGAAUGUACCGACCUUAGCUGCACCAGGAUCAUCUGGAUAUCACCCACCACGGGAAACGACAGCAGAGUUUGCAAACAGUGUCAGGUCUCCGCUGGCAACCAGCAACCCUAAGUUACGUUGGGAGUUCUUCGCUCCACCAGAAGAGGCAGAGAAGGACCACCGUGGAAACGAGAAGUACCGGCGUGAGCAGGAGAAGCUGAAGGAGGAGUGGGAGAAAGCACAGAGGGAGGUGGCAGAGGAGGAGAGGAAGUACCAUGAGGAGGAGCGUCGGAUACUGGAGGAGACGGUGACGCCUCUCACUCCACGCUCCUCAGCCCUGCCCUCCCCCAGCCGAGGGGAGCUCUCCUCCACCUCUGAGCCCCAGGACACCAUCGUCCGUUCACUGGCUGACUGGGAACGCAAACAGGAACUUCUGGAGAGGCAGUCGAGGGGGAGCACGGAGAGCGUGGAGGGGAAACGGAGAGAAAAUGACAGGACCAGUGACAUCAGCACUGCUGACGACAGCAUGAAAACAGGCCGAAGCUCGGUGAGUCAGAGCAGCAGUCAGCCAGAAACGCUCGGUCACAGUCUGCAGAACGGCCAAAAACCUCCUCCGAUGCCGACCAAAUCCUCAACUCCAGUGAAGAAACAACAAGAUCUCACAGCAGACAGCAACAGGCCGAGCCGGCCUGCAGGAGACAGGAGGAGUGGUCCCAUUGAUAAUAACAUGAGCCGCAGCUCAUCAAAGCCCCCUGCAUCAUGUCCACCAACUCCAGACUCACUUCCUCCAGCACCCAACAGGUCUGUCAGUGGGAAGAAGCUGUGCUCCAGCUGUGGGCAGCCGUUGGGAAAAGGAGCAGCAAUGAUCAUAGAGACCCUCAGCCUCUACUUCCACAUUCACUGCUUUAAGUGUGGGGUGUGUAAGGGACAGUUAGGUGAUACGACCACGGGGACGGACGUCCGAAUUAGAAACGGCCUCCUCAACUGCCACCAGUGCUACAUCCGCUCCCGCUCGGCCGGACAGCCCACCACAUUGUGACGCUCAACAGAAAAGCACAAGGUUCAUGGAAGAAACCCCAUCCACGUUUUUACCCGAUUAUCUGCAAAUCAUGUCCUUCACAGUGUGUCAGGAACUUUGCAUCCUCUGCAGCUCAAUAACCAAUGAAGAUUCAUCAUGUGGGCCAAAUGGGGAUCUGGGGACAGUCAAACAUAAAAAAAACAAAAACAAAAACAUAUAUUCUUCGUGUUUAUGUCAUCUGAUACGUGACUGAAAUCUGGAUUUGAUUGGUACACGUUCGGCCACAGACUCUGUUUCAUCACGCAGCGAGAGAGAGAGAGAGACUGUUCCAGGGUGGCGGCCAUGUUGAAAAGAAAACAAUAACAUUAACAGAUGCUUCAAACACAGGCAGGCUAUGUUUACCUCCUACACUGUCAGAUGAACACACAAAAAGAAAAUAUGGUGUUCAAAUCUUGGUUUUAAGUAGAAUCUGAUUCUAUUUUUCUGGUUGGAAAAACAAUGUGAAUAUUUUCCAUUCAGUUCCAUAUAAUGGAAAUGCAGUAUAUCACAUAGGAAUCACUUUUUAUCAUUUAAGAAAGAGCUUCAUAAUGUGGGAAGAUAACAGUCCAAAAAAGUAGAAAGAAAACUGAGUAUGAGGUGUGAGGCAGCUCAGAUUGGAUUUUUGGAAUUUCUCUUAACAGGCUGGAUCUGAAAAAUAUUAUUAAUCUGACGCCCCUGCAAUGAAGUAUGAGAUUAAAACAAAAAGAAAUACAAGCUUUGUUUAGGAAGUGCAAUAAAGAUCACAAUAAACCCACUGUUCAGAUCCACAGAUUCACUAUAUAGUAAGUUACUAUUUUUUGAUCCCUUGGCCCAAACAGUGGUCUCUUAUGUCUCUCGUUCUGUGCUCAGAAUAAAAUUAGCUUCAAAUAUAAAGACAUAUUAUGGAUGUAGUUCAUCAUUAGGGCAAUAACUCGACUUGUGAGCUGGUUUUGUGCUUCUGGGUCACAGCAGGUUGUUCCUCGGUCAGCCUGUCAUCUUGGAAAGUCAGGACUUUAAUGUGCCUUAGGAAAGCAAGGUGAUGCAGGAAAAAAAAAAAACACCAGCGCUAUGGUGUUUUAUUUCUCCUUUUUUUUAUUUUUUGGGGUGGAGGGAGGGAGUUGGCCAAAUUUGAACUCUUAAAACUGCAGACAGAUGAGCUGCAGCCCUCCCUUACAUGCCGCUUUAUUUCAGUUGAUAAGUACUGUUUAUUUUCACAUAAACAACACCCUUAAUUUCAUUUCUAUCCCCUGUUAUUCCUCUGUGAUUUGCAGUGAUGAAUCCAGUGCAAAGAAAGGAAUAGGCUUACAUUUGUUGUCUAUCUGGAAGAAUACACAGUAUAGAGUAUAUACACUGCAGGGGAAACCAUUGAUUUAACUUUGAAUGUUUUACUCUAGAGCGAUAUAGACGUCUGUAUGCUAUUAAUUGAGGUAAUUUUGAUAAUUGCUCAGUGGUAGGAUUCAUUUAUAAAAUAAAAAAUAAACAAAUAAAUAAAUAAAAACAAAAAAAAAAAUCACCAGAACAUGUUACAUCUAGUUAGACAGCAGAGGUAAUAUGAACACACAUACCAGCAGCAGUUGCACCUGUGCAAUAUUUGGUUGGAUGAAAGCUAAAGAUCUGUGCCGCCUGACAUUUUAAGUCACCUG
Molecule: messenger RNA, 5506 nt
Organism: Toxotes jaculatrix (banded archerfish)
Lineage: Eukaryota; Metazoa; Chordata; Actinopteri; Toxotidae
Product: LIM and calponin homology domains-containing protein 1-like
Exons: 27
Coding region: 144-3866 (1240 amino acids)
Biological process (GO): regulation of focal adhesion assembly; positive regulation of stress fiber assembly
Cellular component (GO): stress fiber
Molecular function (GO): myosin II head/neck binding
Source: RefSeq, a predicted model, not a curated record